CGAGCGUUCCACGGCCUCAAUAAUACUCUUAAUCAAUACUCGGGUUAAUUUGAUAAGAAAAUCGAUGGGAAAAAAUUGCGGACUCAUUACUGCAUUUUAGACUGUUAUUACUUAUCAGCCGAUUGGAUUUAAAUGUCAACAAAUGCCAUUUUUUAAAAUGACAGAAUUCAUUUAUCGAUGAGGAAUCUUCAAAUGGUGGAUUACAUGGACACUAACAAAGAUACCUCGUCAGGACACAUCGUCUAAGACAGAGAGGGCAUUUAAAUAAGGUGUGUUUACAAAAAAUUAAAUCUCCGGACCAGCUGAUUUGGGAAACACGUGGGGGACGUAAACAACAGAACAAAGACCUCGCUAAAUCGAACAUAUGUAUAUAUAGAACAUAUGUAUGUAUACGCAGUAAGAAAUGUGGACAGUGCACAGACCAAUGCCGAGAUACCAGCGAUUCCCAGAAUAGUGGCCACCUAAGUCCUCUAAAACAAGACUUUGCAGUAUCGUUGUAAAUAAUUGAUCGACGCUACCCGUGCACCAUGCAAAAUCAAUAAGAAAACUACAAGAUCUGAACGGUCUAUUCCUCAGAAUCCACAUCAAGAAAGUAACGGGAAUUCUUUGUUACGUAAUGAUGGUUGGCGGAUCUUAGGGAAUGUACAGAAAUUAACAAAAGGAAAACUGUUGCCACUUUCUGACCGUACUAGAAAUUUCAACAUGGAGCGCACAAAACAUGUUAGAAGUUCAACAAGAAAAUUGAUAAACGACAAUGACAUGGGAACUUUUCUUGAUGGACUCGCCAAGGAUAUCAGGAACGGGGACACCGAGAGUGCCACUAUAAGGCUUGACACCUUAGAAAAAAUGGGAAAGCCUAAUUGGUUACGGAUGUAUCAGAACCCCGAACAACAAGGCGAGACUCUGCUACACUUGGCAAUCAAGGACCAGGAUGACGAAAACCUCGUUACAAAAUUAUCAGAGUUGUGUCCUAAUCUGCUUCUCAUGGCGAGAGAACAAUCGGUAGAGUUUCAUGGUCAAACCGCCCUUCAUAUGGCCAUCACAAAAGGCAACAUAGAGGCUAUCCAGGCAAUGCUAGAGGUUGGUCGGAGAAAGGAUAUCCAGAUGUCCACUUUGCUGCACAUUCGCGCAACAGGAUCUCGAUUCGUGAACACGGUGAUGAUGGGACAACUUCCUUUAACUGUCGCCGCACUGACGGGGAAUACCGACAUAGUUGAUGUUCUUUUAGAGUUUGGAGCUGAUUUGCACAUUCAAAAUGAAGAGUACGACACUGUGUUUCAUUCGUUAGUAAAGUACGCAGCGACAUACCCAGAAAAGGUAGUAACCAUUAUUCAAACAAUGCGGCACUUGAACCAAGAACUGGAAAACAAAAACCGAAUCGAAAGAAGCACGUUAGACCACUCUGGAAAUGAUAUGCAUCGACAUACCCAUUCAUUAGUUUGGUUUCUGAAAAACAGGGAACACCUUACCCCACUUCAGCUUGCCGCCAAACACGGGGUGACAGAACUUUUCGAAGAGAUUCUUAACAUUAAAGAUGUAUAUUGCUUUAUAAGUGCAAAUGAUGGAUUGUUUGACGUUAAGGAAUAUGAUGUAACAGAAAUAGAUACUGUCAGCACCGUUCGAGCCUACGGAAAGCGCUACCACACACCUGUUUUCUCAAAGAAAACUAUUCCCCAAUAUAUGCAUGGAAUAGCUAAAAACGUCGUGCACUCAAAUGAAACACACUGUGCACCCUGUGGUGAACAAUGUUGCUCCUACCCCGAAACAGAAUCUAUUUUGGAAAUGCUUUUUGGAUUUGACUACGACAGCAAAGACGCAUAUCGUAUUAUUGAGUUACCACCUGUAAAAAAUAUCAUAAAAAUGAAAUGGAACUCUUAUCAAUGGUUUUUCAGAUUAUGGAUGGUACUACAUUAUGCCUUCAUGAUAGUUUUGACUAUCUAUAGCGUAUAUAAUGUUGAAUUAAGCAUUCCAAGUGUGAAUGGAAACAAUGCUACUACGCUGUCUGAAAAUUUUGUUUACGGAUUUCGAUGGGUUUCUUUUGUUGCAGGUGCCUUCUACGGUUUUAUAGCAGUUUGUUUGUUGAGCGCUAAGUUUCGAAAGAAAAAUAAACGCUCCUACUUUGUUCAUAAUUUGGAAUACAUCAUUCCUAUGUUGAUGCUAUCUGGUACAAUGAUCGUUGAUGUUUUGUGGUCGAUAACAGAGGAACAUGAUAACAUUCCCUUGAUCUUAGCUUUAAUCUGCGGUUGGUGGUUGAAUGUAUUUUUUCUUUCACCAAUAAAACAUUUUAGUUUCUUUACAGAACUAAUCAAGCGUGUGAUUAUUGGGGAUCUUUUCCGGUUUGGACUAGUAAUUCUUUUUGUAUUGUUUUCUUUCACCGCUGGAAUGUACAUAGUGUUUCGAGGAACAGGCGAGGAGGAUUUUACUUCGUACGGAAGCACACUGAUGGCAAUGUUUAAGCUCGGGAUUGGAAUUGAUGACAUUAGCGUACUUUAUUCCGCCCGAAUUCCCUGGGUAGCGAUUACGAUCUUCAUUGCCUACACGGUCUUCACAUAUCUUCUAAUGCUAAAUGCCUUGAUUGCAAUGAUGUCACAGACAUGUUCCCUUGUGCUAGAAGAACGGUUUCCACAGUGGCGAAUACAACAACUCUCUGUCGUUCUGUUCAUCGAGGAUAUCAUCUGUCUUUGCUGUUUUCAGAAUAUUUUGUCCUGUGCAGGGACAAGAAAAACUAUCAAAGGGUCAGAUCCAAUUACAAAACAAUUGAAAUACGAAGACCGUUACUUUUUGGAAAUCCAUUCCUUGCAAAUGGAAUAUGCAACGACGGAGGACAAAAUACGUGCGAAAAAGAAAUGCAAUGAAUUACAAACACUGCGCCCACAGUUGAAUAUGCAGGACAGUCUGCUCAUGAGUAACGAUUUUACGAACCCAAUUUACAACUCGAACUUUACUUCCUUUCGGCAAAGGUAUAGGACAGGAGAUCUUGCCGCUGAUUCAGUAAGAUCUCCGUUCAGUGACUCCUCUCAACCUUCUGUUCGUCGUAGAAAGUCAACAAAAGAGAAGAAAAGGAGACCACUUGAAAAACUAGAUGAAAGGAACACGGACGAAGAAAAUGAAGAAAUGAAAAACGUAAGACAAGUAUCACCAAAAUCUCCCGAAGUACUUUCUGACCGAAGUCCUACAAGAAAACCGACGCCAAAAUCGCAACGAAAAAGAUAUCUUUCUGAGAAUGAUAAGGAACAGCGGAGCCAGCACUCACCUGUUGUUGAAACUGAGUCGCCAAUAUGGCGGGUAAAUCUAGCUAGGAAACCUCUCAAUGGACUGAAUUUUGAAAAGGGGCAGAAGCAUUUAGAGUAUGAAAUCCGGAAUCUCGCUGAUUCAUAUACCUGAUCAAAUCAAGAUGUACAUAUAAUGUUGAAGGUUAUGGAGCAUCGUAUCAAAAAGUGCUAUUUUAAGACAUGCUGUGAUACUCGGUGACAAAAACCUCAAUACGUUGAUUAUUUAUUGUGUUUGAGUUUUCUAAACGUUUUGGAUACAUUAUUUGAAAACAUUUUGAAGUUUGUAAUUGACAUUGUUAGGGUAAACAUUUUCAAUCUAGUCUAGUCGGGUUUUUGCAGUCAUCGUGAAAAGGCAGUAUUAUACAUUGAAAUAGUUGAAUUUCAUGGUUGCAUUUGAAAAAAAAUAAAAAGGUUAAAGUUAUAACAAAAUUGAUUUCUUAUAUA
Magallana angulata is the source of this 3716-nucleotide messenger RNA. Its product is annotated as transient receptor potential cation channel subfamily V member 5-like. NCBI's taxonomy places the organism in Eukaryota, Metazoa, Mollusca, Bivalvia, Ostreida, Ostreidae. Bases 703 to 3384 code for a protein of 893 amino acids. Gene Ontology annotation, cellular component: membrane. The record is from RefSeq and is a predicted model, not a curated record. Gene Ontology annotation, molecular function: protein binding; calcium channel activity. The transcript has 5 exons. Gene Ontology annotation, biological process: calcium ion import across plasma membrane.